Molecule: messenger RNA, 1888 nt
Organism: Daucus carota subsp. sativus
Lineage: Eukaryota; Viridiplantae; Streptophyta; Magnoliopsida; Apiales; Apiaceae
Product: zinc finger CCCH domain-containing protein 56-like
Exons: 2
Coding region: 519-1580 (353 amino acids)
Molecular function (GO): mRNA binding; metal ion binding
Source: RefSeq, a predicted model, not a curated record
AAAAAAUAAAAUAAAUUAUCAAUCUCUCUGGAAUAAUAACUAGUUUCAGUUUGUUUGAGCUAAAGUAGGAACCUUUUCUGCAAAAGCUAGGGUUUGUUUGUUUUUUGAGUAUUUUGAUUUAAAUUGGUAUUUCUCUGCCGAAUUAGUCGAGAAGAUCAUCUAUCUCGGGGUUUUUGUUUGUUUAAUUUACUUAUCUUGAGCUAAAGUUGAUAUCUUUUCUAUGAGAGCUAGGGUUUGUUUACGUUGAAAUUCGAUAUAAUAUCUGCAAGAAUUAGUCUAUUAGGUAAUGAUUGAUCUUGGGUUUUAGAUUGUUUAAUUUGUUUAUCUUGAGCUAGGGUUCGUUUCGAAAUUCGAUAUAAUAUCUGCAAGAAUUAGUCUAUUUGGUAACACGUGAUCUUUGGUUUUGAAUUGUUUAAUUUGUUUAUCUUGAGGUAAAUUUGAUAUCUUUGCUAUUAGUGCUAGGGUUUGUUUGUUUGGCAUUUGGGGUCAUUCGUAUUACUCGUGUGAAUCUUGUGGUCAUGGAUUACGGUAGAGAAAGUGGUAAUGUGGUUCAUAUAAUUCCUACUAAUCAAGUGAUUGAUGUUGAGAAGUGGGGUUCGGGCUCUGCUGAUCAGGCGAUUUGGGCAACUGAGGAAGAUUACGGGGCAUGGAAUAGAGAGGCUUCGGUUGAUGUUAAUUCUAAUUAUGAUGGUAAGCAAUCGCAAAGUCGAUCAGGAAGUGAGCCUCCUAAUAAGAAAUUGAGAAAUGCACAAUCAGUAGAUUUGCAGUCGAAUAAUCGGUCGAAGGCGAUAGGGAAGAUGUUCUUUAAGACUAAACUGUGCUGUAAGUUCCGUGCUGGGACUUGCCCCUACGUUACUAAUUGUAAUUUUGCACAUAGCAUUGAAGAGCUUCGAAGGCCACCUCCCAAUUGGCAGGAAAUUGUGGCGGCUCAUGAAGAAGAACAGGGCAUAUCGUCUGAGCCAAGGGAGGAGUUUCAGAUUCCUUCUUUGGAUUCCAAUGUUUUUCCGCCAGAGAUGCAGAGGUCUUCUAAAGGGCGACACUGCAAAAAGUUCUUCACUGAAGAAGGUUGUCCAUAUGGGGAUAAUUGCACUUUUGUUCAUGAUGAGCAAUCUAGAGCUCGUGAAAGUGUGGCAAUAAGUUUGGGUCCUGGGUCUGGUGGUGGAUACAGUGGUGGAACUGUUAACACGGCUGGGAAUGUUUUAAGUCCGUCAACCUUGAAGCCUUCUAAUUGGAAAACAAGAAUCUGUAACAAAUGGGAACAGACAGGGUAUUGCCCGUUUGGCAACAAGUGCCAUUUUGCUCAUGGGGCUGAAGAACUGCACCGUUAUGGUGGUGGGCUUAUGGAUAGUGAAGGCAAAGACUUCUCAUCUCCUUUGGAUGCAAAACUGGGGAUGGCGGCUUCUAAAUCUCCAGCUGAUAAUCUAGCUGCUUCAGUUAAUCAUUCGGACAAUUAUCAUGUUGGAGGUCAAUCACAGAGGUUGGCGAAUGUAGUGCAGUGGACAGAGCAGAGACCCCAAAAAUGGAAGGGCCCGGACAAGAUUAGCUUAAUAUAUGGUGAUUGGAUAGAGGACCUUAACUGAUUAUAUUAAGUAGCUGCUUAUGGUGAGAGAAUAUGAAGGUUGACUAAAUUAUCCAUGAUUUUGAUCACUAGACUGAGCAAGGAAGUGUUAGGAUUGGAUUUAUAUUGAGAAAUGUAGUCUUGCUAUUAUGUAUAAAGAUAUUCCAGAAGACAUUGUCUAGUUAGUUUUCAGGACUUCUACAAGGUUGUAGUUUAGACUUUUUAAAAUUUGACGCUGCUUCACGUACUCCGUUCCUUUAGAGAUGUUGAACAUGACUUCUGUUUGGUUCAUCUGUAUUCUGUAAUGCAGGCUAUAUGCUUGUUUCCUUA